ACUCUAUUUGUCCUCCCUGCUCAAUUCAGAGCUUCAAGAGGGCAGCAGUUGUGUAAGUCUUGCUCCCUGCAUGCGCGAGUGCCUGCCACAGUGUUUGGCACAUAUGUGAGCUUAGUGCGUAUUUGUUGAAAGAAUGAAUGAGAGAGGGAAGAAGGCCCCACUUAGGUGGAGGAAGCAGUCAUUGUCAGGUGCAGUUUCCCUUCUGCAGGAGCAAGUGCCUCGUGUAGCCAGCAAACAUUUGGCACCUAUCCAGUGCCAGGUCCUGGAGGCCAAAGCCGAGGCGCCGUCCCCUCCCCCAGCUCUCCUUCAGAGGGGUGCUUGGGGAGGAGGUGCCAAGGCUUUCGGUCUGCCCUCUCUGGGCCACCCAGGCUGGUUUUUCAGUGGGGGCUAGAGGUGCUGGGAGGUGCCCUCCCCUUCUCCCAGGAAGUUCCUGAGGGACAGGGGUCAUAUGACCCCAAGAGUUUUGGGGGUACUGGCCAAGGCCUGGGGCUCUGAGGUUAAAGGACACAUUCUUCAGAUUCCUGAAGGGGGAUGGAGGCAGCUAAAGGUGCCCCCUCCCUAAGACUGGCUUGGGCUGAGGCCUGGGGCGCUGGUGGGACUGCUGAGGUGGACAGAGGAGUUGCUGUGACGUUUUCAAGCCCCGCCUCCACUUCUCGAAAACAGCCUUUGGUUGCUUGGUGCCCAGGGGUGAGGUGGCCUUUCCUGGAUUCGCACAGUGUGACCUAAGCGUGUAGAUAACUGUGGCCAGUUGAGUGGGGGGUUGUCAGUGCCUGUGUGUGGUGGCAGGAGGGCUGCCUGAUUGUCAGGGCUCAGAUCCCAGAAGAAGCCUGGCUCUCUGAUUCAGGGCCUGUCUGUGGGGUUCCUCGGCGGUGUGGUAUUUCUGUCUGAGCCAGCUCCUGGGAACUGCUUUUCCUUCCUCCAGGACCCUAGGGAGGGGGCUGUGCUCGCCCUGGGAACACUGCCAUGUCUUUUUGUUUCAUCUCCUGCCUCUGCCUCUUAGCCUCUGGAUUCCCAGGUGGAACAGAGGAACACGAGAACCAGGGGCACUUCCCCCGCCUCUCCACAGGAGUAUCAGGGAGGAGAUGGACACCUUCUUGCUGGGUCUGAGCUCACAUGUUGGAGAGGGAGACCAUCUCUUUUGUGUCACUUCUUAUAAAGGGUCAAGAAUGGCUGGGGAAAGAGGGCAGGAGCAGAGGGACAUGGGGUAGCCGCUGUGGGGACAGAGACAUGUUAAGGAUUCAGGGACUUCGUAGGCGGCUGGGAAGAGGGCGAAGGAGUGUUUGGAAAGGACACCUGAGUAGAGGAGACCAAGACAGCAUUCUGGUUGGUUUUUCCUGUUCUCUCUCAUUUCCUGUGAUGGCAGUGGGGGAAGGGUUCCCCAGCACUGGGGCCUCGGCCUCAGCUUCAACUUCCUUUCCCUUUCCCCCUGGUGACCUCCCCGAAGGCCCAGCUGGAGCAACAGACACAAGGCUGGCUGUCUCCAGACCCCAGAGCACCUCCGGCACCACCAUGACUGGGCUGUUGAAGAGGAAAUUUGACCAGCUGGAUGAGGACAACUCCUCGGUCUCCUCCUCCUCCUCUUCCUCUUCCUCUUCCUCUGGGUGCCAAUCUCUCUCCUGCUCCCCAAGCUCUUCUGUCUCCCGUGCCUCGGACUCAGAGGAGGAAGGCCCCUGGGAUCAGAUGCCCCUGCCUGACCGUGACUUCUGUAGCCCCAGAAGUUUCACCCCCCUGUCUAUCCUGAAGCGGGCUCGCCGGGAGCGCCCAGGCCGUGUAGCCUUUGAUGGGAUCACCGUCUUCUACUUCCCCCGCUGCCAGGGCUUCACCAGUGUGCCCAGCCGUGGUGGCUGUACUCUGGGUAUGGCCCCUCGCCACAGUGCCUGUCGUCGCUUCUCUUUGGCUGAGUUUGCACAGGAGCAAGCCCGUGCACGGCACGAGAAGCUCCGCCAGCGCUUGAAAGAGGAGAAGUUGGAGAUGCUGCAGUGGAAGCUUUCGGCAGCUGGGGCACCCAAGGCAGAGGCAGGGCUGCCACCUGCAGUGGAUGCCAUUGAUGACGCCUCUGUGGAGGAGGACUUGGCAGUCGCUGUGGCAGGUGGCCGGUUGGAAGAAGUGAGCUUCCUACAGCCCUACCCAGCCCGGCGACGUCGAGCUCUGCUGAGGGCUUCAGGCGUGCGAAGGAUCGAUCGGGAGGAGAAGCGGGAGCUGCAGGCACUGCGCCAAUCCCGGGAGGAUUGUGGCUGUCACUGCGAUAGGAUCUGUGACCCUGAGACCUGCAGCUGCAGCCUGGCAGGCAUCAAGUGCCAGAUGGACCACACAGCAUUCCCCUGUGGCUGCUGCAGGGAGGGCUGUGAGAACCCCAUGGGCCGUGUGGAAUUUAAUCAGGCAAGAGUUCAGACCCAUUUCAUCCACACACUCACCCGCCUGCAGUUGGAACAGGAGGCUGAGAGCUUUAGGGAGCUGGAGGCGCCUGCCCAGGGCAGCCCACCCAGCCCUGGUGAGGAGGCCCUGGUCCCUACUUUCCCACUGGCCAAGCCCCCCAUGAACAAUGAGCUGGGAGACAACAGCUGCAGCAGCGACAUGACUGAUUCUUCCACAGCAUCUUCAUCAGCAUCAGGCACUAGUGGGGCUCCUGACUGCCCCACCCACCCAGGCCUGCCUGGCCCUGGCUUCCAGCCUGGCGUUGAUGAUGACAGCCUGGCACGGAUCCUGAGUUUCAGUGACUCUGACUUUGGCGGGGAGGAGGAGGAAGAGGAGGAAGGGAGUGUGGGGAACCUGGACAACCUCAGCUGCUUCCAUCCAGCUGACAUCUUUGGUACUAGUGACCCUGGUGGCCUGGCCAGCUGGACCCACAGCUAUUCUGGCUGUAGCUUCACAUCAGGCAUCCUGGAUGAGAAUGCCAACCUGGAUGCCAGCUGCUUCCUAAAUGGUGGCCUUGAAGGGUCAAGGGAAGGCAGUCUUCCUGGCACCUCAGUGCCACCCAGCAUGGACGCUGGCCAGAGUAGCUCAGUGGAUCUCAGCUUGUCUUCUUGUGACUCCUUUGAGUUACUCCAGGCUCUGCCAGAUUAUAGUCUGGGGCCUCACUACACAUCACAGAAGGUGUCUGACAGCCUGGACAACAUCGAGGCACCUCACUUCCCCCUGCCUGGCCUCUCUCCACCUGGGGAUGCCAGCAGUUGCUUCCUGGAGUCCCUCAUGGGCUUCUCCGAGCCAGCCGCCGAAGCCCUAGAUCCCUUUAUUGACAGCCAGUUUGAGGACACUGUCCCAGCAUCUCUAAUGGAGCCUGUGCCGGUGUGAGGACCAGGAUGCCUUUUCCCAGCCCCAAGAGACCUGUUGCUGCUUUCUUGUAAUUGUGGGGCUCCCCAGAGUCUGUGUAACAGUCUCCCACUGGCUGGCUCACCCACAGGUGCCAUGUGCACACUCCUGGUUUUCAAACAAUUCUCUGGAUUUAUUUAUUUGUUUUAACUUUUCUGUGCUGAAGAGAGGACUGGGGGGAGGGGGCUUCCCCUUUCAGCUGCCCGGCCCCCCACACCCACAGCUUGCUCUUCUAUCUCCACAACGUGAGCCUGGAAGAGGAGAAAAUGUGGCUCCUCUGGAGCUUGGCAGACCACUUUUCGGUCUUUGUGUGAUGCUCCUUAGCCCAAAGACGGUGAGACAGGGCUGAAAUCAGAUGGCUUCUGCCACCCUGAGCCCUAGACCCAUGGGUGGCUAAAUCCACUGGACUGUGAAGACUAUAAUUUAUUUCCAUAAUUUAUUUGGAGAUUGAGGAGGCUUUGGUUGCACCUCUUUGGCUGGUGGGUAAUGCCAGGGUUGGGGUGGGCACAGGCCCUCAAGAGCCCCUUUUGCCUUGUAGUCCUACACCUUGCCCUGCCUGGGCUUUGGUGCAGACUAGGUGUGGAUUUGAGCUCUAUGAUCUAUGUCUGCUACCUGGCUCCUAGAUGGCUCUGCGGGCAGGUGCUGGCCAAGGACAUCAUCUAGGCAGGGGGAGAGCCUGGGCUGAACAGCUGUGACCAAAACUCCCUUCUGCCCCACCCUGCCCCCUCUACUUCCUGCCCUCUGUUCCAUCUUCCCCUCCCCAAAGGCCACAGCCUUUAUUCCAGGCCCAGGGAUGUAGGAGGGGGAAGGAGGAAACAGGAAGCCCAGAGAGGGCAAAGGGCCUACCUCGGGGUGCGAACCAUGCCCCAGACAUUAUCUCAGGGCUUUCUGGGCACUGCAUUUCAGCCUGGCCCACCUGCCCAUGCCCUGAGGCCAGUUGGCGAGGGGUGGCUCCUGAGGGUUUUUAUACCUUUUGUUUGCUAAUGUUUAAUUUUGCAUCAUAAUUUCUACAUUGUCCCUGAGUGUCAGAACUAUAAUUUAUUCCAUUUCUCUCUGUGUCUGUGCCAAGAAACGCAGGCUCUGGGCCUGCCCCCUUGCCCAGGAGGCCUUGCCAGCCUGUGUGCUUGUGGGAACACCUUGUACCUGAGCUUACAGGUACCAAUAAAGAGGCUUUAUUUUUAACAA
Messenger RNA from Pongo pygmaeus (Bornean orangutan), 4494 nucleotides. It is a transcript of the gene CSRNP1, whose product is annotated as cysteine and serine rich nuclear protein 1. The transcript has 9 exons. Bases 1114 to 3291 code for a protein of 725 amino acids. Gene Ontology annotation, molecular function: sequence-specific DNA binding; DNA-binding transcription factor activity, RNA polymerase II-specific. The record is from RefSeq and is a predicted model, not a curated record. Gene Ontology annotation, cellular component: nucleus. NCBI's taxonomy places the organism in Eukaryota, Metazoa, Chordata, Mammalia, Primates, Hominidae. Gene Ontology annotation, biological process: regulation of transcription by RNA polymerase II.